This is a messenger RNA of Telopea speciosissima, 390 nucleotides long. RefSeq lists its product as uncharacterized. The annotation marks the transcript as partial. The record is from RefSeq and is a predicted model, not a curated record. NCBI's taxonomy places the organism in Eukaryota, Viridiplantae, Streptophyta, Magnoliopsida, Proteales, Proteaceae. The transcript has 3 exons.
UCUGGGGGACUCCCUUCUGUGCUAGUUGUACAGAAAAAUCUUGACGUGGGUGAAGUACUCGUUGUUGAUGCCUCUUGCAUUGUUGCCAUGACAGCUUCCAUAAAUUUUCAAGUAAAAUACUCUGGCCCCAUGAGGCGGGUGGUCUUCGGGAGUGAGAACCUAGUUACUGCUGUCUUAACUGGGCCGGGCUUAGUCAUCGUUCAGAGUUUGCCCUUCUUCCGACUUUCUCAGCGCAUUGCAAGAGCGGUUACAUCACCGAACUUGAGGGAAAAUCCGAAGUUCUUCAUUCAAAUAGCUAUAUUUUUCUUUUUAGCAUAUGUUAUGAUUGUAUCAUCGUUUAUCUUGACAGAUGUCUAACUUUUAUUUGUUUUAAAAUUUUCCUUUUAACUC